Messenger RNA from Rodentolepis nana, 1677 nucleotides. The record is from the annotation of a GenBank genome assembly. Lineage: Eukaryota; Metazoa; Platyhelminthes; Cestoda; Cyclophyllidea; Hymenolepididae.
AUAAUUGUUAGCCAGUGCGGUAGCAUGUUUCACGAAACAACAAAACUUUACGAUAUCCCAUUAAAUCACCUGGAUUUUGCAUACAUAACAAAUUGCAAUAAACUAAAGGAAUUAGAGAAAAUCUUAAAGGUACUUCGUUCUGGAAGUGAAGGUAGAUACCCUGAGUUAGAAAGACAUUGUGAAGAGAAGUUACGUUCACUGGAUCCCGAAAAUCGCCUCCUACGAAAGCCGGGAUUAUUACUAAGCCCCUAUCACUUACCGCCCGAAGAAAGAGAAGAGCUUGAGUAUGGUCUUCACGAAUGGCUUGAAGAAACAAAGAAGCAGGAGAGGUUGUUCACAAAUGCAGGCAGAAGUUCAAACAUGGAUGAAGAUAAGGAAGAUCCACUUGUUCCUGGAGUUAGACAAUUGGGUGCAAUCAAUCCAGAUACCGGCAAGGGCACACGGGUUCAAUCAUCCAAAAUGAAGUCAACAAAGUUAAAAACUUAUGAAGAAUGGGAUAAAUUAGGAAAAGACAUUGAAAGGGAAUUUGAAUUGGAAGUGGGCAAAGAGGAGGUGACUAAUGGCGGAAAUGACAGCGAGGUAAAGAGGACAAUUCCUGAAAAAUCGAAUCCUAAUCUCGAAGGUCUUCAAGAACGUGCCAGAAGUAUGCCGAAUUACAUUCGAAAAAUUAAUGCUCAACGUGAGAAGGAAAAGGGUAAUGAGGCAUUGAUUGCUGGCGAUUAUACAGAGGCUAUGAAGUACUAUGAAAGAAGUUUAAUUUACAAACCCACUACAGCUGUAUACAAUAACAGAGCUCUACUAUAUUUGAAGCUGAAGAAGUGGCGUCUUGCUGUGGAUGAUAGCAGUCCUUUGAUGCGUAGAGCUCAAGCGUACUAUGAAUUACACAGCUUGAAAAAAGCUCAAAGAGACCUCGAAGUUGUUUUGGAAAUGGAACCGGAAAACCUGAGAGCAAAGAAAUUGCUCAAAGUUGUGAAAGAAGAUCAUGAGAGUCGUCAGAGCUGUCAGCUCAAAGGUGGGCGUAGAAUGGUCAUCGAAGAGGUGGAUGAAGAUUCCUCUGAUGAAGAUCGAGAUGAAGGCAAUGGCGAUGGGGAGUAUGAAACAAAUGCUAAAACUGCGCCAAUGAACUCAGGACUUAUCCAAAUGCCUCCACCAAUUAAACGCGGUGUUGAGAUUGAGGAAAUUUUUGAUGACGGUUCAAAGGCUGAGGAUUCAAUUCCUUUGAAUAAGGACUACACUAAGAAAGACGAAACCAAAAUGCCUCCAAUUAGACGUGGCGUUGAGAUAGAAGAGGCUUUCGAUGAUGUUUCAAAGACGCAAAAACCAAUAGUCAACUUCUCCAACUCUGAUGAUAACAAACGGAGGUACUCUGAACUUAUUGAGGAACUUCGAAAUUUGGAGACAUCAAGAUUGCAAGCAGCUCUUGAUGCCAAACUUGACGUGAAACUACUAGAGGAAUACAUAUUUGCUCUACAGGAAAUCGGUAUGCCAAGGGGUGAUUGCAAAUUCGUACACAAGUCGUUGGAAGUAAUCAGCCAAAGUUCCAGAUUUACUGUCGCAGCUAUGCUGUUCAGCGAUUCCGCCAUUAAGGCCACAGAAAAUAUCUUCAACCAACUACGCACAACGUCCAUAGAUCCCAGCAGUCUUGAUGAACUUCAAAGCCGAUUUUUAAACUGUUAG